AUGGAUGGUGCUACAGGACUACGGGUGCUGCUGUGUCUCCUCACUCUGCAGACCAUGCCUGCUCUGGGCUUGGCAACAGGCAGACCCAGGGGCAACGAGAAGCGACAGGCUGUGGACACAACAGUCAAUGGUGUGUCCAUCAGGAGCUUGAAAGUCAAUUGCAAAGUCACCUCUCGCUUUGCCCACUACGUCAUCACCAGUCAAGUGGUCAACAGUGCUAACAAAGCCAGGGAAGUGGCUUUUGAUGUGGAAAUCCCCAAGACAGCCUUCAUCAGUGACUUUGCCAUAACAGCAGAUGGGAAUGCAUUCAUUGGGGACAUAAAGGACAAAGUGACUGCAUGGAAGCAAUACCGGAAGGCAGCCAUUUCAGGGGAGAAUGCUGGCCUUGUCAGGGCCUCGGGAAGAAAUAUGGAGCAGUUUACCAUCCACAUCACUGUUGGAGCCCAGAGCAAGGCCACGUUCCAGCUCACCUAUGAGGAGGUACUAAAGAGGAGACUUACGCAGUAUGACAUCGUCAUCAAAGUCAGACCGAAGCAGCUGGUACACCAUUUUGAGAUUGAUGUGGACAUCUUUGAGCCGCAGGGGAUCAGCAGGCUGGAUGCUCAAGCCUCCUUCCUCAGCAAGGAACUGGCUGCUCAAACCAUCAAGAAGUCUUUCUCGGGGAAAAAGGGUCAUGUGCUCUUCCGCCCCACUGUGAGUCAGCAGCAGUCCUGCCCCACGUGCUCUACCUCCUUGCUGAAUGGAGACUUCAAGGUGACCUACGAUGUGAACCGAGACAAGCUCUGUGACCUCCUGGUGGCCAACAAUUACUUUACACAUUUCUUCGCCCCCAAAAACCUGACCAACAUGAGCAAGAACCUGGUUUUUGUGAUUGAUAUCAGUGGGUCCAUGGAAGGCCAGAAAGUGAAGCAGACAAAGGAGGCGCUCCUUAAGAUAUUGGGGGACAUGAAGCCAGUGGACAACUUUGACCUGGUCCUCUUUGGGUCUCAAGUGCAGUCAUGGAAGGGCUCACUGGUACCCGCGUCUCACGCCAAUCUGCAAGCAGCCCAAGACUUUGUGAGACGCUUUUCUUUGGCUGGAGCCACAAACCUGAAUGGAGGCUUGCUCCGAGGAAUCGAGAUCUUAAACAGAGCUCAAGGAAGCCACCCAGAACUCAGCAACCCUGCCUCAAUUCUUAUCAUGUUGACCGACGGAGAGCCCACUGAAGGGGAGACGGACCGUUCCCAGAUCCUCAAGAAUGUCCGCAACGCUAUCCGGGGCAGAUUCCCGCUCUACAACCUUGGCUUUGGUCACGACCUGGACUUUAGCUUCCUGGAGGUCAUGUCCAUUGAGAACAACGGAUGGGCCCAGAGAAUUUACGAGGACCACGAUGCCACCCAACAGCUACAGGGUUUCUACAAUCAAGUAGCCCACCCCCUGCUGACAGAUGUGGAGCUGCAGUACCCCCAGGACGCUGUCUCAGCUCUAACACAGCACCGACACAAACAGUACUAUGACGGCUCUGAGAUCGUGGUGGCUGGACGCAUUGCUGACCACAAACUGAGCACCUUUAAGGCGGAUGUUCGGGCUCAUGGGGAAAAGCAAGAAUUCAAGGCAACCUGCCUGGUGGACGAGGAAGAGAUGAAGAAACUGCUCCGAGAGCGUGGCCACAUGCUAGAGAAUCAUGUGGAGAGGCUCUGGGCCUACCUCACUAUCCAGGAGCUCCUGGCUAAGAGGAUGAAGACAGAAGGGGAAGAGAGGGCCAACCUGUCGUCCCAGAUCUUGAAGAUGUCACUGGACUAUCAUUUCGUAACGCCGCUGACCUCUAUGACUAUCAGAGGCCUGACAGACGAGGAUGGGCUGGAGCCCAUCAUUGACAAGCCCCCAGAGGAUUCUCAGCCCUUAGAGAUGGUGGGACCCAGAAGAACGUUUGUGCUGUCAGCUGCACAGCCUUCUCCUACAGCCCACCCCUUAGGCUCAAAGUUGCCAACCCGUGUGACAGGUGUGGACACCGAUCCCCACUUCAUCAUCUAUGUACCCACAAAAGAGGAUAGCCUGUGCUUCAACAUCAAUGAGGAACCCGGUGUGAUCCUGAACCUAGUGCAGGACCCUGACACAGGAUUCUCGGUGAAUGGGCAGCUCAUUGGGAUAAAGGCCAGCGGCCCUGGGCAGCAUGAGAGCACAUACUUCGGGAGACUGGGGGUCUCAAGCCCCACAUCAGACUUUCAGCUGGAAGUGACUCCUCAGAACAUUACCCUGAACCCCAGCUCUGGCGGGCCGGUGUUCUCCUGGAGGGAUCAGGCUGUGCUGCAGAAGGACGGGGUAGUGGUGACCAUCAACAAGAAGAGGAACCUGGUGGUGUCUGUGGACGACGCUACCUUUGAGAUUGUCCUGCACAGAACAUAGGGGAGUUCAAUCCACCAGGACUUCCUGGGUUUCUAUGUGCUGGAUAGUUUCUGGAUGUCAGCCCGGACACAGGGACUACUGGGGCAAUUCUUCUCCCCACUGGAUUUUGAAGUAUUUGACCUCCGCCCAGGCUCUGACCCUACAAAGACAGAUGCCACAAUGGUGGUUAAGAAUCGGCAGCUGACAGUCACCCGAGGGUUACAAAAGGACUACAGCAAGGACCCCAGACAUGGAACAGAAGUGUCUUGCUGGUUUGUCCAUGACAAUGGAGCUGGACUGAUCGAUGGUGUCCACACUGACUAUAUCGUCUCUGACAUCUUCUGA
Messenger RNA from Rattus rattus (black rat), 2709 nucleotides. RefSeq names its product inter-alpha-trypsin inhibitor heavy chain 1 (gene Itih1). Lineage: Eukaryota; Metazoa; Chordata; Mammalia; Rodentia; Muridae. The record is from RefSeq and is a predicted model, not a curated record. Gene Ontology annotation, biological process: hyaluronan metabolic process. Gene Ontology annotation, molecular function: serine-type endopeptidase inhibitor activity.